Messenger RNA from Darwinula stevensoni, 3956 nucleotides. The record is from the annotation of a GenBank genome assembly. NCBI's taxonomy places the organism in Eukaryota, Metazoa, Arthropoda, Ostracoda, Podocopida, Darwinulidae.
CUUUGCAGUAGGAGAAGCCUGAACCAUUUUAAGCAUUAGCCCUGAGCAAGGAGAAUGCCUUUGACAGCGGGAGCAAAAAGGCCGGGAGACGACCUGGCCGUGGUGUCAGUCCCUAAAAGAGGGAAGCUGGACCUCGUGUCAUCUGAUCAGUCUACUUCAGUUGCUGCUACUGGUCCACCAAGAACAUCUAGCUUGUUAUCCCCAAUUAUGCUGCUCACUGGUCAUGAAGCUGAUGUCUUCUGUGGAAAGUUUCACCCCGAAGGUCAAUUCCUGGUUACUGCUGGAUAUGACCGACAGCUGUUCUUUUGGAAUGUGUAUGGUGAAUGCAAUAAUUUUGCUGUACUACCUGGGCAUUCUGGUGCCAUCCUAGAGGUGCAGUUUUCACCUGAUGGAAACACGCUUUAUAGUGCAAGUACUGAUAAAACCAUUGGCAUGUGGGAUGUCCAAACUGGUGCCAGGCUGAAGAAGAUGAAAGGACACACAAGCUUUGUGAAUAGCUGUGGUGUGGCCAGACGAGGUCCUCCACUCAUUGUGAGUGGUUCAGAUGAUUGCACAGUGAAAAUGUGGGAUUCUCGGCGGAAGGGUGCCAUACUUUCCCUGCAAUGUACAUAUCCAGUCACUGCUGUCUCGUUCAAUGACACCUCUGACCAUAUUUAUAGUUCUGGGAUUGAUAAUGAUAUCAAGGUGUGGGAUCUGAGGAAAUCUAGUCUAACCAUGAGACUCAGAGGUCACACAGACAGUGUGACAGGGAUGAGUUUGAGCUCUGAUGGCAAUCUACUCCUCACUAAUUCCAUGGAUAAUACUUUAAGGAUAUGGGAUAUCAGACCAUUUGCCCCAGCUGAUCGUAUGGUGAAGAUAUUUUCAGGACAUGCUCAUAGCUUUGAAAAGAAUUUGCUGCGAUGCAGCUGGUCUCCAAAUGGAAUGCAGGUAGCAGCAGGCUCUGCAGACAAGUUUGUUCAUGUUUGGGAUGUGAACAGCCGGAGGAUAUUGUAUAAGUUGCCUGGCCACACAGGCUCUGUCAAUGAAGUUGUCUUCCAUCCAAGGGAGCCAAUUCCCUUUGCCAGCAGACUGUUUUCAGUCCUUCGCUUUGAAUCUGUGAUUCAUGAAUUUGACCCAUAUUUCAACUAUCGGACAACAUGGUUUCUGGCUGAUGAAGGGUUCUACAAGUUUCACAAUUGGUUUGAUGACAGGGCAUGGUAUCCACUUGGGAGGAUCAUUGGAGGAACAAUUUAUCCUGGCUUGAUGCUCACAUCAACUGCUAUCUACCAUAUCCUCCAUUUUCUCAAUGUCACCAUCCACAUACGAGAGAUAUGUGUGUUUCUUGCACCAGUUUUUUCUGGGCUUACAACCAUUGUUACCUACCUUCUCACAAAGGAGCUCAAGGAUUCAGGAGCUGGACUGACGGCAGCUGUUUUUAUCGCAAUAGUUCCGGGCUAUAUAUCCCGUUCUGUUGCUGGUUCCUAUGACAAUGAAGGAAUUGCAAUCUUUUGCAUGCUCCUCACCUACUACUUGUGGAUAAAGUCUGUUAAGACAGGAUCUCUUUUCUGGUCUGUCAUGGCUGCCCUUGCUUACUUCUACAUGGUUUCAUCAUGGGGAGGAUAUGUAUUCCUCAUGAACCUCAUACCCAUACAUGUCCUUGCCUUGAUGGUCACUGGAAGAUUCUCUCAGCGCAUUUAUGUUGCUUAUUCUGUCCUCUACAUCCUGGGAACAAUUCUCUCCAUGCAAAUCCCAUUUGUUGGGUUCCAGCCAGUUCAGAGCUCAGAGCAUCUUGCUGCUUUUGGAGUGUUCGGGUUGGUGCAGUUGCAUGCAUUUUUAGACUAUGUGAGAAGCAAACUGUCAAAAGAACAGUUCAGUGUUCUCUUCCGAUCCCUCAUCAUGGGUGUUCUUGCCUUGGGUGGACUCUUUGUCAUGAUCCUUUCCAUCACAGGGAAAAUCUCCCCUUGGACUGGUCGCUUUUAUUCACUACUGGAUCCAUCAUAUGCCAAGAACAACAUUCCCAUCAUUGCUAGUGUGUCAGAGCAUCAACCAACAACUUGGUCAUCCUUCUACUUUGACCUCCAGAUUAUGGUCUUUCUCUUCCCUGUUGGGAUUUACUUCUGCUUCACAAAGCUCACUGAUGCCAACAUAUUCAUAAUUUUGUAUGGCAUUACUGCCAUAUAUUUUGCUGGCGUGAUGGUGCGACUGAUGCUAGUCUUGGCUCCUGUCAUGUGCAUCCUUUCUGGGAUUGCUGCAUCCUCCAUGCUUUCUAAUUAUGUCAAGAAUCUGGAUGCGAUUCCCUCUGUCUCUGCAUCUGAGAAGAAGGUGAAGAAGGGGGAAGGGAACUACUUCAUGAGAACUGAGAUUGCUUAUGGAUUCCUGGGAAUUAUGAUGGUGAUGUUCUUUACAUACACAAUGCAUUGUACAUGGGUUACAAGUGAGGCAUACUCAUCCCCUUCCAUUGUUCUUGGGGCCCGAGCCCAUGAUGGGUCUCGUAUCAUCUUUGAUGACUUUCGAGAAGCCUACUACUGGCUACGACAGAAUACCCCUGAGGAUGCCAAAGUGAUGUCCUGGUGGGACUAUGGGUAUCAGAUUACAGCCAUGGCGAAUCGCACAAUAUUGGUUGACAACAAUACCUGGAAUAACACUCACAUCUCACGUGUGGGUCAAGCCAUGGCUUCCCCAGAAGACAAGGCAUAUGAAAUCAUGCGAGAGCUUGAUGUAGAUUAUGUCCUAGUCAUUUUUGGAGGACUUACUGGAUAUUCUUCUGAUGACAUCAACAAGUUCCUUUGGAUGGUACGUAUUGGUGGGAGCACAGACAGAGGUCAGCACAUCAAGGAAUGGGACUACUACACACCCCAGGGGGAAUUCCGUGUUGACAAAGAGGGUUCUCCAAAGCUUCUCAAUUGCCUCAUGUAUAAGAUGUCUUACUAUAGGUUUGGCAGCAUGUAUACUGAAGCUGGGAAACCACCUGGCUAUGAUCGAGUGAGAAAUGCAGAAAUCGGUAACAAAGAUUUUGAAUUGGAUGUAUUAGAAGAGGCCUACACAACUGAGCAUUGGAUUGUUCGCAUUUAUAAAGUGAAGGACCUUCCUAAUCGUGGAGUGUGAUUCCAGAUGUUCCUUUGACAAAGAUCUCAUGACUUGACCCUCUUCUAUUCUUUCUCAUCCCCCAUCUUUCCUCUAUGAAAAUUGGAAUUUCUUGGAAAUUUUUUUUGGGUUGCCUCCCAUUUGUUGAUGUUAUUCCAGGGUGAUCAAGAUGAGUUAUUUAUCAAACUUUUGAGGUUUGGAAAUGAUAAGUGCCUUCUUAUUUGUAUCUCACAUUCUUCCCAAGUUCAUGAGGAUGCACUCUGUUAGCCACUCGAUGAAGCAUUGCCUUAGAACUGCAGUUUCCAUGAUUGACAAUGGUUUAUUAAACUGUAAACAUUAUACAGAGUGAACGUUUGAGUACUACACUUGCCACAGCAUGCCAUAAUGCUCAACUUUCAAUAGAAUGUGCUAAUGCCUGGGCUGUGUAAUGGUAACAGUAGCAGUACCUGUGACAUAAUGGUAAUCAUAUAUUGGAGCUUUCUUUUCUAAUACUGAUCUCCAUCAUUAAAUAUUUUGUUGAUGGCCAUAAGACAGUGGUUAUCUGGUAAAAAAAUAAAUAAAUUUGUUGUAGCCAAAAAGCAGUGAUGGCCCGAAAAGGUUUUGACUGGUGAUAUUCAGGUGUUACUCCCUCAAUUGUGGAUUGCAAGAUUUUUGCAACAGAAAAUCCUUGACAUGGAGGGAGCACCUGAGGUAUGUCAGUUCAAGGUCUUGUAACAGGUUAAUGUACUUGAGCUUCUAAUGAAUGCUCUCUGUUACAAGUUUUCUUCAAUGCUUGUCCCCAUGCACAUGCCCUUUGUGCUCAAGAAAUUAUAUAAAACUUUGAUUUUUCAGGUUAAAAAAUAGACUCAUUGAGUGAGUGGUGUUUUUGAGAACUCAAAAUAAAGGCUGAUGUG